This is a messenger RNA of Angiostrongylus costaricensis, 390 nucleotides long. The record is from the annotation of a GenBank genome assembly. NCBI's taxonomy places the organism in Eukaryota, Metazoa, Nematoda, Chromadorea, Rhabditida, Metastrongylidae.
AUGAACACUGUCGUGUUGUUCGUUUUCAUUGGAUUCGUUGCCUCUGUCGCCGCUCAAGACAAGAAGAUUGAGAAGCUCCAGAUCGGUAUAAAGAAGAGGGCUGAGUCCUGUGAUAUGAAGUCGAGGAGAGGUGAUGUCCUGCACAUGCAUUAUACCGGCACGCUUCUUGACGGGACUGAAUUCGACUCCAGUCGUACUCGAAACGAAGAGUUCACGUUCACUUUAGGCAUGGGACAGGUAAUUAGAGGAUGGGACCAAGGACUUUUGAAUAUGUGUGUCGGCGAACGUCGCAUUCUGACAAUUCCUUCCCAUAUGGCUUAUGGAGAACGUGGUUCUCCCCCAAAAAUUCCUGGUUUGAUUUCUGAUUUAUCUUCGCCUUUAUUUUCAUGA